GUUAAAACUUGGUCCACGUGAACCAAAUGAACACUAAGAGUUUCUCGUAAAAAUUAUACAAAGAUAUAAUUUUUUAGAAAUAUUGAAAUGGCAAUAAAUGAGAUUACUAAGUCAGUAAACUUUGUUGUAACGAAUACGACGAACUGACGAAGCAUCGAACAACCAGACAUUGAUCGCAAAAUAAGUCAGAAUUGUUUCUGGGGUUUAUUUGAUCGUCCGAGAAGAAUUUUACUGUGUAAAAGAGCAAAAAUAAAACAAAAUAAAGAUGGGGUUCUUCGUCACAACACUAAUGUUCUUGGUGAUCGGGAUAAUCGCUGCCCUUUUUACCAGAAUUUGUUUCAACAAAGGCCCUUCUACCAAUCUGUUCCAUCAAACGUUGGUUAUGACAGCUACAGUUUGCAGUUGGAUGAUGUGGGCUAUCGUUUAUCUUGCGCAGAUGAAGCCCCUCAUUAACCCCAUACUAAAUGAAGGGGAGUAAACCGGGUCUGUGGAUCAAAUGUUACCAUUUUGCUCAAUUUCUGGGAAACUCAUUAAUAGCUAAGUGAUAGCACCCAUUUUUCAUGUGCAUUGUAUGUAAUUUUAUUAUAGGAAAUUUCAAAUAGUAGCAUUUAGUUUUCAUGAAAUGUUAAUAGUAGCAUUUUUGUAAGAUUUUUCCACAUGGUAGCAUCUAAUUUAUGCACUAUCUAACUGCCGUAGCAUUUUCCGUUAAAUUCUUGUUAAUUUCCGUUUAAUUCAUCAUUUGUAAGAUUUUUCCACAUGGUAGCAUCUAGUUUUUGCUCUCAAAUGUUUAAUUCACUAUUUUAACUUUUAACUGACCAAUUAAUUUAUCAACGCCCUUAAAUAAUGUAACAAUUAAGUAAAUAUAUAUUAGUGCUUGAAAUGCACCUUUUGAACUUAUGAAAUGCACGUUUUGAACUUAUAAAAUGUGUCUUUUCAAUUAUUUAUCAGUGUUCGUAAUGUACCUUUUGAACUUUAUAAUGCCAAUAAUUUAAAUGAAAAUAAAAUUAUUACAACAUUUAAGGGUGUUGAUAAAUUAAUCGGUGAAUUAAAUGUCAAAAUGAUGAAUUAAACAUUUGAGAGCAAAAAUCGGAUGCUACCAUGUGGAAAAAUCUUACAAAAUAAUGAAUUAAACAGAAAUUAACAAGAAUUUAACGGAAAAUGCUACGACGGUUAGAAAGUGCAUAAACUGAAUGCUACCAUGUGGAAAAAUCUUACAAAAGUGCUAUCACUGGCGUUUCAAGAAAACUGAAUGUUACCAUGCGAAAUUUCCCUUUUAUUACUGUGGAUAACAUUCCAAUUCCUUUGUUUUUUUGAUUUUAAAUCUUCCUCUGUAUUUUAUGUGUCUACUUGUUUGAAUUCUUGAAGCUUCAUUCUAGAUGAAAUAAUAAUCAAUUGGUGGAACAUACCAAUACAAUUUAUUGCAAUCAAAAACUUCUUUACUUCA
This is a messenger RNA of Amaranthus tricolor (Joseph's coat), 1444 nucleotides long. RefSeq names its product V-type proton ATPase subunit e2-like. The transcript is spliced from 4 exons. Gene Ontology annotation, molecular function: proton-transporting ATPase activity, rotational mechanism. The record is from RefSeq and is a predicted model, not a curated record. Gene Ontology annotation, biological process: proton transmembrane transport. Gene Ontology annotation, cellular component: proton-transporting V-type ATPase, V0 domain. Bases 266 to 478 code for a protein of 70 amino acids. NCBI's taxonomy places the organism in Eukaryota, Viridiplantae, Streptophyta, Magnoliopsida, Caryophyllales, Amaranthaceae.